AUGCAGGACGCGCUGCUCGCGAUUCUCCGUGGAAUCCGCAAUGGCUCUUUCUACGGCACAAAAGUGCGCGCGCCACACGCGCUCGUGAUGAUCUUGCUCUUCCAAAACGGAUCCAUCCGCCAAAAGCUCCGUGGCAUUAUCCGCUUAACCUUUGAACACACGAAGAAUCUCGCACUUUUCGUGGGCGUAUACAAAUCGAUGCUGGUGAUUCUACGCACUCUUGAGCAGCAUGCACGAGGACAUAAUGGAACCACGAAUGUGGGGAAGCCUGGCGUUCCGUGGCACGCGGCUGUGGCCGGCGGCAUUGGCGGCUACUUGGUCUGGGGUCGCUACUCGGGCGUGAACUUCCAGAUCGUCAUGUACUUGAUGUCGCGCGUGCUCAUCAGCUUGGUGCGCUUGCUUGCGGCCAAGGGCUACCAACCCUUUGUGCAGUGUCGUUUCAAGCAGGCGUACCCGGUGCUCGCGACCGUCGUCUGGGCGAGCGUGAUGUGGCUCUACGAGAGCGAGCCGCAAACUCUGCACCCGUCCUUGCUCAAGAGCAUGCAGUUCCUCUAUGAUGAAUCCUGUCGCUGGGAUAACGGCGUCGUGGACUUCCUCCCCUCAGCAGCGACCACUGCUGUCUGUUUGCUGACAUGGCUGCAGGUCUAG
Molecule: messenger RNA, 648 nt
Organism: Peronospora matthiolae
Lineage: Eukaryota; Oomycota; Peronosporomycetes; Peronosporales; Peronosporaceae
Source: the annotation of a GenBank genome assembly